AUGGGCUGUGCUUGUAUGAAGCAGCGGCAGGAACGCAAAAGCGCAGUGCUUCUUGCUGCUCAAACUUGCUUUAAAGUGGCAGAUGUGGAAGCUUUGUAUGAGCUGUUCAGGAAAUUAAGCAGUUCUGUGGUUGAUGAUGGACUUAUCAGCAAAGAUGAGUUUCGGCUUGGCUUAUUCAGGAACAGCAAGAAGCAGAGUCUUCUUGCAGAUAGGAUCUUCAAUCUGUUCGACUUGAAACAUGAUGGGAUGAUAGAGUUUGGAGAAUUCAUCCGGUCUUUGAGCAUUUUCCACCCAGAUGCUCCCCAAGAAGAAAAAAUUGCUUUUGCAUUUCAAUUAUACAAUACAGGACAGACAGGCUUCAUCGAACAUGAGGAGGUCAGGGAGAUGGUUUUCGCCUUCCUGAAUGAGUCAGACUUGAUCCUUUCUGAUGACCUUGUUGAAGCCAUUAUUGAUAAGACUUUCAGUGAAGUAGAUACAAAAGGAGAUGGAAAGAUUGAUCCAGAAGAGUGGAAUGAAUUCAUUUCUCGGAAUCCAUCCAUACUAAAGAACAUGACCAUCCCAUAUUUGAAGGAUAUCGGAACUUCAUUUCCCAGUUUUGUGCUGAGAUCAGACCCUGAAGAUUAA
Molecule: messenger RNA, 624 nt
Organism: Vitis vinifera (wine grape)
Lineage: Eukaryota; Viridiplantae; Streptophyta; Magnoliopsida; Vitales; Vitaceae
Gene: CBL05
Product: calcineurin B-like protein 05
Exons: 8
Coding region: 1-624 (207 amino acids)
Biological process (GO): calcium-mediated signaling
Molecular function (GO): kinase binding; calcium ion binding
Source: RefSeq, marked provisional